AUGCCUCCUCCCGCAAAACAACCCUCAUUGAUUCGCCCAAUCCCGCUCUCACCCUCAGCUAUCCCCGCCCACCCAUCCAUCGCCCUACCCCUAUCAUCCAAUGAUGGAACAACCAGAUCCCACCCUUCUCUCUCAGAAUUCAUCCACACCACUCUCACUCAGGCAUAUACAUUCAUAACAGACACCGUUCCCGGAAAGACAUUCACCGCAGAUCCCAAACUGCGGCACGCGCUCCACUCAACCGCGGAGGUGAAAUUGUUCAGUGGAGCUACCCAAUCCACAUCCAGGUCAAGCAAGAAGGAUGAUAAAUGGUUUGCUCGUAGAAGUGUCCAUCAAAAUUGUGCGGUGAAGGGAACUGCAUCCUACGAGGAAUUCGUGCAUGCUCUGAAGGAUAACCAUUUCGAGAACGAGUCGCAGUACGUGCAGAGCUUGAAGAGUGCAGAGACCAUUGCGGAGUGGGACUGUAGUGGACUGGAUAUCGAGGGAGGGUGGAGCGGCGUGACGGCCUGCGUUAAAGUGUCAAUCCACACCUUCGAACCGACAUCCCUCUUCUUUAACCGCGCAUUCCCAAUCAUAUACAUAAGCGCCUUCCUCCCCGCCAAGCUCCCAGCCGAACCAACAGGCUACAUAAACGUCCACCUCCCCAUCCAACCCGCUGCCAUCCCUGUCUUCUCGCUUCCAGAGAAUACCAUCCUCUCAAACUACGCCGCCGUCGAACUCGUCCAGACCAUUGCCCAGUCCACCCAGGUCGAGUGGACAAUGGCCACCAACUCCAGUGCCGGUGGCUGGAUCCCUGCCUUUGUGCAGCACAGCUGGACGUUGGGUGGCAUACCCAGGGCUAUUGUGAGGAAUGUGGGGCUUUUUAUGCAGUGGGUUGAUGGGAGAAGGGGGAUGAAGCCGACUGCUGGAGAGGAUACGGGCGCCGAAUGA
Paracoccidioides brasiliensis Pb18 is the source of this 930-nucleotide messenger RNA. RefSeq lists its product as uncharacterized. The coding region runs from base 1 to 930 and encodes 309 amino acids. The record is from RefSeq and is a predicted model, not a curated record. The transcript has 2 exons.